Molecule: messenger RNA, 1512 nt
Organism: Necator americanus (New World hookworm)
Lineage: Eukaryota; Metazoa; Nematoda; Chromadorea; Rhabditida; Ancylostomatidae
Exons: 15
Coding region: 1-1512 (503 amino acids)
Biological process (GO): actin filament severing; barbed-end actin filament capping; actin polymerization or depolymerization
Cellular component (GO): actin cytoskeleton; cytoplasm
Molecular function (GO): actin filament binding; phosphatidylinositol-4,5-bisphosphate binding
Source: RefSeq, a predicted model, not a curated record
AUGUUUUCGAUUGGUCUGUCAUCAGUGAUGGUUCCCAUUGUUCCAUAUAUAGAUGGACUCAAGUAUCCCACUGAUGCAAUACUGGUACAGGGACAAGCUAUGCCGGGGAACGUGGACAUGAGCGCUGUCGGCAAGACAAGAGGACUCGAGAUUUGGAGGAUCAACAAAUUCAAACUGGAACCGCUCCCAAAGGAAAACUACGGAGAAUUCUAUUCGGGAGAUGCGUAUGUUUGCCUUCACACCAAGAACAAGGACGAAUGGGAUGUCCAUUUUUGGCUUGGAGAGGAUGCAACCACCGACGAGAUGGGCACAGCGGCUAUAAAAACUGUUGAAAUGGAUCAGGCCUUGGCUGGUCUCCCCGUGCAGCACCGAGAAGUCCAGAACCAUGAAUCUUCUCUAUUCCUCUCGUAUUUCCCCGAUGGAAUUCGGUAUCUGAGCGGAGGUUACGAGUCUGGAUAUCACCAUGUGGAGGACAUGUUUAAGGAUUGGAAGCCGCGACUGUACCACUGUAAAGGAAAAAGAAACGUUCGAUGUGCUCAGGUGGAAUGCAAGAGUGAAUCGCUGAAUCUAGGAGAUGUAUUCAUUCUCGAUCUUGGACGUCAGCUCUACGUCUGGAUGCCUCCUGAGAGUGGUCGUUUGGAGAGAAUCAAGGGUAUGGCUUGCGCAAGGAAUAUCGCCCUGGUGGAUCGACAUGGUCAAGCGAAAGUAGACAUCCUAGACUCUGACUGGGAAGAGAACGAGACAUUCUGGUCACAUUUUGGUGGAGUGAGUGCUGUGAAAAAGAUUGCCAGAGCUAGAAAUGAUGACGAAAAUUACUGGAAGAGGACGUCCGAGAAAGUUACAUUGUACAAAGUAUCUGACUCUUCCGGAAGCAUGAAAGUCAGCAAAGUAGCUCAAGGUGAGAUCAAGCAGAGUGAACUGGACACCAAGGAUGCCUUUAUUCUUGACGCAGUAAAUGGAGGGAUUUUCGUAUGGUUAGGAAAAGGGUGCAAUAUUCAGGAACGUGGAAAAGCGUUGUUAUGGGGUGAAAAUUAUCUCAAACAACAGAAAUUGCCUCGUUGGACUCAAGUGACCAGUGUGUUGGAAGGUGUUGAACCUUCCUCUUUUACACAAUGGUUUGGCGACUGGGAAGAAGGAAAGAAAAAGAAGUCUUUCGAACCGCGACUCUUCCAAGUGUCAGAUGAAAGCGGAAAGUUAGUUGUGGAGGAGAUCGCCAAUUUCGAUCAGGAGAGCCUUGACGGGGAUGACGUGAUGAUUUUGGAUGCACUGAACUCAAUCUAUGUAUGGGUUGGAGCUGGAGCGAACCCUAAGGAAAAAGAAGGAGCACAAGACACUGCAAAAAAAUACCUUAAGCAAGGAGCACUUCCACGCCAUAAGGAUACAAUGGUCGAAACGAUCUAUCAGGGGAAGGAAACACCAACAUUUAAGAAAUUCUUCCGAAAAUGGGAUGACAAGUUAUUCCAGAACAAUGAACGAUCAGUGGCUAAUAUGAGGAAGCUUCUUUUCAAUUGA